AAUUACAUUAAACGACACACAAGUGAUUGUCGUUCGAUGCCCCCGUUCUUUCAUCGACCCACACUCUCUGCCCUUCUCUCGAGUCUCCAGAGAGUAGUACCUUGAAGGACAGUGGCAAAAUCGGAGCUAGAAACGACAACGAUCGACGAAGUAGACUUUGGAGAUUCGUUAUCGAAGGAAAAUGGCUUCUUCUUCUUCUUCCACAGAGGCUGGGGUUGUUGCAGAAAGAAGAGGAAUACCAGGAGCUCAGUUCGUGGAAGAUGUGCAGACCUAUCUAAACCAAUCAGGACUCGAUGUUAACUCAGCCCUCGCUUUUCUCCAAGAAAGACUUCAGCAGUACAAGGUGGUUGAAAUGAAACUUCUUGCUCAGCAAAGGGAUCUUCAGGCAAAGAUUCCUGACAUUGAGAAAUGUUUAGAUGUGGUUGCAACUCUGCAAGCUAAGAAGGGUACCGGUGAGGCACUUAUUACAGACUUUGAAGUCUCAGAGGGAAUAUACUCUCGAGCUCGUAUUGAGGAUACCGAUUCAGUGUGCUUAUGGCUUGGAGCAAAUGUAAUGUUGGAGUAUUCUUGUGAAGAGGCCACUGCUCUUCUUCAAAAGAAUUUAGAUAAUGCUAAAGCUAGUUUAGAAGUACUUGUGGCUGAUUUACAAUUCUUGAGGGAUCAGGUGACAAUUACCCAGGUCACAAUUGCUCGGGUGUAUAAUUGGGAUGUUCACCAGCGUAGAGUUCGACAAGCUGCUGGUGUUGCUAUAGAAUCAUGAAAGAAAUUUUAUCAAAUCUUGGAGGUUGUACAAGUUGCUUUAAGUUUUUACUUAAUAACCUGAGGUGAUUGGACAUGUUCCUAUAUUUUUAAUUUUUUUGCAUUAGAUCAUAUUUACAUUAAAUAGGUGUUUGGUAUGUUAAAUUGUUUCUCCUUUGCAUUUUCAAAAUCCCUAUUAUAUAUAUAUACUAUUCUUAGGACCAGUUUUGGGUAUGUGGUAUAUGUCUGUCUGUCUGUCUUGAUAUGUAACAUAUCCUUUCCUUAAUCACCUUAAUUUUUAGAUUGAUGGACAUGAGUUGUGUGCAAUACCAAUGAUGCUAAUUUGAUUGGCUAAUUUUGGUA
Messenger RNA from Cannabis sativa, 1101 nucleotides. Its product is annotated as prefoldin subunit 3. The transcript is spliced from 6 exons. Gene Ontology annotation, biological process: microtubule-based process; tubulin complex assembly; protein folding. Gene Ontology annotation, molecular function: tubulin binding. NCBI's taxonomy places the organism in Eukaryota, Viridiplantae, Streptophyta, Magnoliopsida, Rosales, Cannabaceae. Gene Ontology annotation, cellular component: prefoldin complex; cytoplasm. The coding region runs from base 182 to 760 and encodes 192 amino acids. The record is from RefSeq and is a predicted model, not a curated record.